UUUCCAUCUUUCUUUUCUUCGAAUUGUUGAACCCUGUUGAUUGCUUCCGUGCUCGCUGUGGUAGUUGUUGAUUUGUAUAUAUAUACUGCUGCCUCAUUUUCGAGUUUGUACCUGUGAUUGAUUCUCUGCGUGUGUCCCGAAGCGACUGGGCCCAUCUACUUCUCUGAUCUCUUAUCUACACCUACUAUUCCAUACCCACCACCUACCGAUCAGCGCUUUCAAGACAGAGCCGACAACGAUGGCAGAAGAAUCGCAACCCAAGCCAUUCAAGCCGCUUUUCCCACAUCAGCCCGCGGCCACUGCCAGCUCCUCGACCGACUCCAAGAAAGACGAUGACUCGACGACCAAACUAGCCAACGGCCUUGUCCUGGACAAAGAUGGGAAACCAUGCCGACUCUGCACCUCCGCCGCAUCCUGGCGCGCCAUGACCAAGCAAGCCAAAGCCCCCGCAGCGGCCGCUUCAACCACGACCUCAACCAACGACUCCGUCGCAAAACCACCCACUUCCUCCGAAUCAAAGCCGACAUCCCUCCCCGCCCCAACGCAGAACGAAUGCCCACCAGACGUCGAGAAGCUCGGUCGGUCGACCUGGACGCUCCUCCACUCCAUGACGGCGACGUAUCCGACGAAAGCGACGCCGGAGCAGCAGACGGAGAUGCGCUCGUUCCUGAAACUCUUCUCGCGUCUGUAUCCGUGCUGGGUGUGCGCGGACGAUUUCCGCACGUGGAUGGCCGAGCCGAGUGGGAAGAAUGAGCCGCGGUUAGGCGGCCGGUCGGAUUUCGGGACGUGGAUGUGUGAGGCGCAUAAUGAGGUGAAUCGGAAGCUGGGGAAGAAGGAGUUUGAUUGUCGGUUCUGGGAGGAGCGGUGGAGGACCGGCUGGAAGGAUGGCAGAUGUGAUUGAGACUCUGCGUGCUCGUUGGGGAAUGCGAACUGUUGUCAAGGCAUUCCAUUCUGUAUGAUAUUGUACGAUGACAUUUUAGAUAGACACGGAACACUCCUAUGUAUAAUUACUGUGAAAUAGAUCAU
Molecule: messenger RNA, 1026 nt
Organism: Aspergillus steynii IBT 23096
Lineage: Eukaryota; Fungi; Ascomycota; Eurotiomycetes; Eurotiales; Aspergillaceae
Product: flavin-linked sulfhydryl oxidase
Exons: 2
Coding region: 239-901 (220 amino acids)
Cellular component (GO): mitochondrion
Molecular function (GO): flavin adenine dinucleotide binding; flavin-dependent sulfhydryl oxidase activity
Source: RefSeq, a predicted model, not a curated record